Molecule: messenger RNA, 1770 nt
Organism: Cyprinus carpio (common carp)
Lineage: Eukaryota; Metazoa; Chordata; Actinopteri; Cypriniformes; Cyprinidae
Product: splicing factor U2AF 35 kDa subunit-like
Exons: 6
Coding region: 1039-1587 (182 amino acids)
Biological process (GO): mRNA splicing, via spliceosome
Cellular component (GO): U2AF complex; spliceosomal complex
Molecular function (GO): pre-mRNA 3'-splice site binding; metal ion binding
Source: RefSeq, a predicted model, not a curated record
AAAGCAUCAUCAGAAUAAUCCAUCUGCCAUCUGCCAAACAAAGCUUUUACGGGUUUGGAACGACAUGGGGGUAAGUGAUUAAUUUUAAUUUUGCGGUGGAGUAACCCUUUAAUGCAUCCUACAUUAUAAAUCACACUUCAUCUUAAAAUGAAUUAAAUUCUUUAUGGUAUAGAAGUAGGAUCAAAUGCGAUCGUACCUGUGUUUUAUAAAUGAGGCCCCAAGAACCAACUGCAUCCGAAUGUUUUGUAGUUAGGUCAAAUUUCCUGAACAUCAUCAAGUCUGACUAGCUACUUCAUCGAUGCUUGCAGUUAGGAGCAGUUUCUAAUUUCUUGGAAUAAAUAAUCUUAAAAAUGACUAAUAGGAAAAGCAUUCACUAUUGAUCUGCAUAGGCCAUGUGUGCUCUACUUGCUAUAUAUUCUUCUACUUCUACUGAGAGCUUGCAAAAGAAAGUAAAGAAAUGCCGAAUGCUGGCUUCAUCUCCAGGCACUUAACCUGUUACUUCACCAUACAGUUCGUGGAAGCUCCCAAAUUGCAUGAAAACCGGCACCAUGUUAAUGGAAAAGGGGUAUAAGAGGUGAUGGGUUUGUGUAGAUUCUUGCCUAGAAAAGAUAAUUUUAUUGUUUAAUUUUAAGGUAAGUAUGAGUUCAAACUCCAGUGCCGCACACCUUUAUUUCUGUCCAGUAAAGGACUCAGAACUUUGACGAAAGCAGACAUCUUGUUUUUGAUUUGGACAUGAUAACAUUUGUUUAAAAUAUUUAAUGAUCUGCAUAAGCGUAAUUAGAGCCCUUGUUUCAAGAAUAUAUUAACUAAGUUGUAUGAAUAUUUGCUUCAUCAAAGAUCUUUAUGUACCAGUUCUCUUGUCAUCUUGGAUGGAUCUCUGACCUCUCCUGCUGACCCCACUCUCCCCAAUUCACUUGUUGUCAUGAAUUGCUUAAUUUGUAAUGUUGAUAUUUCAUGUAGUCUGUAGACCUGGAUGCUAAACAGUCUUAGAGUUUCUUUUACAAAGAUGCACAUUUUGUAUUUCAGACCAUUGUCCUCAUGAACAUAUACCGUAACACUCAAAACUCUGCCCAGUCUGCUGAUGGUUUACACUGUGCUGUUAGUGAUGUGGAAAUGCAGGAACAUUAUGACGAGUUUUUUGAGGAAGUCUUUACAGAAAUGGAGGAGAAGUAUGGAGAGGUUGAGGAGAUGAAUGUGUGCGAUAACCUCGGUGAUCAUUUGGUUGGAAAUGUUUAUGUGAAGUUUCGGAGGGAGGAGGAUGCUGAGAAGGCUGUAUUGGACUUAAAUAAUCGCUGGUUUAAUGGCCAACCAAUGCAUGCAGAGCUCUCACCAGUUACAGACUUCAGAGAAGCCUGCUGUAGGCAGUAUGAAAUGGGGGAGUGCACUAGAGGCGGUUUCUGUAAUUUCAUGCACUUGAAACCCAUUUCUCGAGAGCUGAGGAGAGAGCUUUAUGGACGUCGUAGAAAAAGACAUCGUUCUCAGUCAAGAUCUCGUGAAAGACGCUCUCGCUCUCGUAACCGCAGCCGUGGAGGUCGUGAACGUGAGCGGAGAAGAUCAAGAGAUUGUGAACGGUCUGGCAGAUUUUGAGCCAUGACACGUUUUGUUUUGUUGCUUAGUGUCAUCAACCAAUGACCAGCAUUUGUGUGAGACAUCAGAUGCCAUUGUUACUUGCUUGAAACCCUUUAGUUUGUCACUUUGUUUAUUUAUUUAUUUUUUUGAGUGUACAUUUAAAAGAUUUUUUUUCUCAAUAAAAGUGCAUAUUUAUAAAUU